This is a messenger RNA of Myotis myotis, 2071 nucleotides long. RefSeq names its product arylacetamide deacetylase like 2 (gene AADACL2). Bases 58 to 1266 code for a protein of 402 amino acids. Gene Ontology annotation, cellular component: membrane. Gene Ontology annotation, molecular function: carboxylic ester hydrolase activity. NCBI's taxonomy places the organism in Eukaryota, Metazoa, Chordata, Mammalia, Chiroptera, Vespertilionidae. The record is from RefSeq and is a predicted model, not a curated record. The transcript has 6 exons.
GUUAGACUUGAAGAUUAACUUCAUGUUGUUAAGUGUGAAGAGGCUGGAAAGAGGAAUAUGAUGGGGUCCAAAGCUCUCUGUUUGGCGCUGUUUUGUGUUCUCUUUGCUUCUUAUAUUUAUAAACCCAUACCAGGCAACAUUGAAGAACGCUGGAAAGUAAUGUCCUUGGAUGCAAUUUUUAAAACUUGUACAUUUAUGGGUAUGUGCUUUGAAAAUAUAGGUAUUAUGACAUAUGAAGACUUUAUUUCCAUGAUAUUCAGGCUGGAUUAUACCCAACCACUUUCAGAUGAAAACGUCACAGUGACUGAUACAGCAUUUACUGACAUUCCAGUACGUGUGUACUUGCCAAAGAGAAAGUCAGAAACCCCAAGACGAGCUGUAAUCUAUAUUCAUGGUGGAGCUUAUUGUUUCGGAAGUUUCAAGCAGACGGCUUUUGACUUCCUCAACAGAUGGACUGCAAACAAACUUGAUGCUGUUGUUGUAGGAGUGGACUAUAGACUAGCUCCCCAACACCGCUUUCCUGCUCAGUUUGAAGACGGCAUCGCUGCAGUCAAGUUUUUUCUUCAGGAUAAAAUUCUUACGAAAUAUGGAGUGGAUCCCACCCGAAUCUGUAUUUCAGGAGACAGUUCUGGGGGCCGCUUAGCAGCAGCAGUGACUCAAAAGGUGCAGAAUGAUCUUGAAAUAAAACAUAAAAUCAAGGCACAAGCUUUACUUUACCCUCACUUACAGAUAAUUGAUUCGUAUUUGCCAUCUCACAGAGAAAAUGAGAAUGGUGUGGUUCUGACAAGGGACAUAGCCAUAAAACUCUUGAGCUUAUAUAUCACCGAAGAUAAAACAUUUCCCCAGGCACUGAAAAGAAACCAACAUAUGCCACUAGAAUCAAGACCUUUGUUCAAGUUUGUUAACUGGAGUACUCUCUUACCCAAGAAGUAUAGAAAGGACUAUGUUUAUACUGAACCAAUUCUUGGAAGAAAUAGUUAUUCAUUGCCAGCUCUUAUGGACAUCAGAAUGUCACCCUUGUUGGCCAGUGAUUCCCAGUUACAGAAUUUGCCAUCAACCUUUAUUCUUACCUGUGAGCAUGAUACCCUGAGAGAUGAUGGACUUUUGUAUGUUUCAAGACUUCAAAAUGCUGGAGUUCAAGUUACUCAUGAACAUAUUGAGGAUGGAUUCCAUGGAGCUCUGUCAUUUAUGUCAUCACCCCUGAAUUUACAUCUAGGUCUCAGAAUAAGAGACCUGUAUAUUAGUUGGCUGGAUAAGAAUUUAUAAAUCCAUCACUUACUUGAUUGUAUUUUGUGGUAUUUUGUAGUUGUAGUACAAAGAACAAUGCCAUUUGUAUUGUCUAAAUCUAGGCUUGAAUCAGUUAUAAUGAUUACUGCAUAUCCUCGAACUAGUAAUAUUUUUGACUCGCAAAACCUGCAUGUGAUCCUUUUUUCUCAUUACUUACGGUUUUUAGAAUUAUGUUGGUCCUGAUAGAGACCAGUGCUUAUUAACGUUUAGAAAUAAGAAUAAUACUGUCAAGUAAGAGAAGACAAUAUCCAGACAGGUACAGAAACUGUAUAAUAAGUGGGAAGAGAAAAAAACAUUAGGAAAACAUCGUAAGGAAAUUGUAUUAGUUUCAUGUGGCUGUUAUAACAAAUUACUACAAAUUGUGUGGUUUAAAACAACAGAAAUUUAUUCUCUAGAGUUCCUGAAGUCCAAUACUAGUAUCAUUGGGCCAAAAUUAAGGUACUGGUGAGAGAAAUGCUCACUCUGGAGGUCCCAGAUGGCUGGGCCCCUGCCUCUUUCACCGGGUGGCUAACAGAACUCCUUGCUCUGGCCAGAUCACCUUAAUCUCAAAGGCUGGCAUCUGCAAAUCUCUCUGCUGCAUCUUUACAUGGCCUUCUCCUACGCCUCCUCCUAGAAGGAUUACAUGUGUUUGCAUUCAGGUUCUAUCCAAAUAAUCCAGAACAAUCUUUCCAUUUUGAGAUUCUUUUUUUAAAAUUUAUCUUUAUUGUUGAAAAUAUUACAGAUGUCCCCUUGUUAAUUUUUUCCAUUGACCCCCUCCACCUUGCACCCGCCCCUCCCAGACCUU